Messenger RNA from Lathyrus sativus (Indian pea), 1047 nucleotides. The record is from the annotation of a GenBank genome assembly. NCBI's taxonomy places the organism in Eukaryota, Viridiplantae, Streptophyta, Magnoliopsida, Fabales, Fabaceae.
AUGAAGAGGCCCAAAAUGAACUUGGGAGAUGUGGCUAAACUUAAUACUGCAGAUAAGGAAAUGCUAGAUGCAGAGUUCAUAAAAGAAUAUGUUUUUGAAACAAUAUGUGAAUGUGACAGCAAUAAAUGCCCACGUGUGGAUGGUUAUAACUUUAAACUCUUAAAAAAUUAUUGGAAAAUUGUAGGUUUUGAUGUAACUAAUAUUGUUCUUGAAUUCUUUGAUACUGCAUCUAUGUCAAGGCAGGUUGUGAAGGAAAUCAUUGCCAUCCAAAGGCAAUUCCUUUGGUUCGGAUCCUUGGGUAAACGUGGUAUUGCAUGGGUUAGCUGGAAUUAUUUGUGUAAAGACAAUAAGUGUGAUGGAUUGGGAAUCAAACAUGUUGGACAAUUCAAUGUGUCAUUGUUAUCGAAGUGGCUAUGGAAAUUUCUUCAAGAGGGUAAUGAAUUGUGGAGGAACAUACUUGAGUUCAGAUAUGGAAAUUUGGCAAAACGAUUUUUGAGUGAUGAUGUUAAUGGUAAUGAUGUUUUCGAUUCCUUAUGGAUGUGUGAUCUGAUAUCAGUUUGUGAUGUAGAUAAUGGUAGUUGCUUCAAGAAUAUGUUGUCGGUUAUACUUGGAAAUGUUAAUUUAUGUUUGUUGUUCCCAAGUCUAUUUGAAUUCUCGACAACGAAGCUUUGGUCAGUGAAUGAAAUGAGGGAGCUAGAGAACCUGUUAAUCUCAGUACAACCUAAUAUUGACAUUGUUGAUAGAUGGUUAUGGCAACUUGAGAACAAUAAACAUUACCCAGUUAAGUCGUACUACGAUCAUAUUAAUGAUGCUGGAAAUUACUCAAUGUUGGAUCCACCUGUUCUUACUGCUUUGGAGAUCCUUUGGAAGACUUGCAUUCCUUUGAAAAUUAAGAUUUUUGUGUGGCGUAUAUUUCUAAACAGAUUGUCGACACGCAAGAAUCUUGUUGAUCGAGGAAUAAUAGUUAUUCGGCAUGAAAAAGUUUGUGUUUUAUGCUUUAAUGACCUAGAGGACAUUUCACGUCCUUUUUCAUUUGUCCUAAAUUAA